This is a messenger RNA of Klebsormidium nitens, 2578 nucleotides long. Lineage: Eukaryota; Viridiplantae; Streptophyta; Klebsormidiophyceae; Klebsormidiales; Klebsormidiaceae. The record is from the annotation of a GenBank genome assembly.
GAUAGAUUGCAUUCAUCUCUGACAGAUUGAAUUUCCUCUGGCGCCUUUGGCACUGAAGGAGAGAUGCUACCUUGGGCCCAGUGUGCAAGCGGGUGGCCUCUUAUUAUAGACUCGAACAGCAGCCUUUCUCACCACGUGCCCAUGGCGUCGCUGCCGAGCUGCUGAUUCUGCGCUUCUAUGGACCUGAUUGCUUUGGGUGCAUUGUGAGCGAGAGGUUGUGCGUGCUGGCCGCUAUGGAGGCUGUGCUUCAAGAAAGGGUGGCUGCAUCUCUGCAGCAGUAUAUGCUCCCAAAUGCAACCUUCCUGUGCGAGCGCCUCUGCGCAGGCUUUCCAACCGAGGCCAACAAGCAGCUCCUUGCUUCGUGCUACUUUCGGGCCAACCAAGCAUUCCGGGCAUUCUAUGUGCUGCAAGGGCUCAAAUCCCCCGAGUCGCGCUACCUAUACGCGCUGUGUUGUUUCCAGCUCGGCAAGCUGCCGGAGGCGGAGGCGGCGCUUACGGGAGACCAUUACUCCGCAGGACAGGUGGUCAAUGGCGCAGCUGGGCACUACCUGCUCGGCCUCAUCUGCAAGCGCUCUGAUCGACGAGAGACAGCGGUACGGCAUUUCAGCCGUGCGCUAGCUCUAGACCCCCUGCUGUGGUCCGCGUUUGAGGAGUUGUGCAACCUGGGGGCUCAUGAAGCUGCCGGGGCUCUGUUUGGCGAUUCUGCGGUGGCGGCCCUCUCUCAGAUAUACGCCCAGCGGCUCUCCGAGGCUGGGCCCAGGCCUGCGACCGACAGCGCAGCGUUCCAGUUUCCGGACCUUGCACGCAUGGACGCCGCAGCCACAGCCACGCCAGGCUUCGUGACCCCUGCUGCCAACGGCCCCUCUCUGGUUACCCCCUCUGUUGACACCGCCACUCCGUCUUCGUUCACUACUCCGGUCAUGCCCGGAGCGCACGCCCCCGCAGCAGGCCGGGCCGGCCCUUCCAGUACGGACGCCGCGCCAGAAAGCACCCCCGCGCGAGGGGCCGCUGUUCCGCCGCCCGUGCCGGGGCAAAGGAGAAAGUUCGUGGACGAGGGCAAGCUCAGAAAGGUGUCGGGCCGCCUCUUUUCCGAGCCGCCCCUCUCCUCCGUGCGGCGGAGCUCCCGAAUAUCCGCCCACCAAAACGCGUCAGACGCUUCGCAUAGUAACGGGUCGGGCGGGGAGGCACUUCCGGGGGGCAGCCGGCAAGACGGGGGCCACCACCGAGGGCAGAGGCAGUCGGGCAGCCAAAACGGCGAUCGGGGUAGGGAGCAGCACGAGGACGACGAGCAGGGGGCAACGAGCGCGCGGCGGGGCAGGAGGAGUGAAAGCCGCGAGGACGAGGCCGGCGCGGGCCCCAGCAGCGAGCACAGCAACGGUGACGUCAGCCGGGCUGCGGUGUGGCUGGAGGGCGCGCGGCAGCUGUUGGCGCUGCUGCGGCAGCUGGGGGAGGCGUACCGCCUGCUGGCCAUGUACCGCUGCAAAGAAGCCGCCGCCGCGUUCGGCCGCCUGCCGCAGCAGCACUACGCCACGGCAUGGGUGCUCUGCCAGGUGGGCCGCGCGCACUUCGAGAUGGUGGACUACAAGGAGGCGGAGCGCGCCUUCAGCUGGGCCCGCCGCCUCUGCCCCCACCGCCUCGAGGGCCUCGACGUCUACUCCACCCUCCUCUGGCACAUGAAGAAGGAGGUGGAGCUUAGCUACCUCGCGCAGGAGGCCAUCGCCCUCGACCGAAUGUCGCCCUACGCCUGGUGCGUGCUGGGCAACUGCUUCAGCCUGCAGCGCGAGCACGAGGCGGCGGUGCGCUUCUUCCAGCGCGCGCUGCAGCUGGACCCGCACCACGCGUACGCGCACACGCUCGCGGGCCACGAGCACCUCUCCAUCGAGGACUGGGACGAGGCGCUCACCGCCUUCCGGGCGGCCAUCCGGCUGGACGCGCGCCACUACAACGCGUGGUACGGGCUGGGCACGAUCUACUACCAGCAAGAAAAGUUCGAGCUGGCGGAGUACCACUUCCGGCGCGCGCUGUCCAUCCACCCCGGCUCCUCCGUGCUGCACUGCUACCUGGGCAUGAGCCUGCACGCGCUCAAGCGCGACCGCGAGGCGCUGCAACUGCUGGACGCCGCCAUCGCUAAGGACGCCAGGAACCCCCUCCCCAAGUUCGAGAAGGCGGCGGUGCUGUUCAGCCAGGACUUGUAUGAGGAGGCGCUUGCGGAGCUGGAGGCGCUCAAAGAGGUUGCGCCAAAAGAGGCCAGCCUCUACUUCCUCAUGGGCAAAAUUUUCAAGAAGCUGGACAACCCGGACAAGGCCAUGCUCAACUUCAGCACCGCUCUUGACCUCAAGCCUUCCAACGCCGACGUCAACCAAAUCAAGGCUGCAAUCGAGAAGCUCAGUGUUCCAGACGACGGUGAGGGUGAGGAGCUGUAGGCAUGCUCUCCUCCUGGGCGUUGAGCGAGUUUGUCUCCUAGGUCCGGCCUGACCAGCCUACGUUGAGACACUGGUCGUUUAACAACGUCCUUGCGGCUUAGGCCGUACUGUUCCUCAGAUUUUGAAGUGCACUUCUGGAAUUGAAGAAGCCCGAU